Molecule: messenger RNA, 3712 nt
Organism: Macaca mulatta (Rhesus monkey)
Lineage: Eukaryota; Metazoa; Chordata; Mammalia; Primates; Cercopithecidae
Gene: LTF
Product: lactotransferrin
Biological process (GO): antifungal humoral response; regulation of cytokine production; iron ion transport
Cellular component (GO): plasma membrane; recycling endosome; early endosome
Molecular function (GO): iron ion binding; serine-type endopeptidase activity
Source: RefSeq, a predicted model, not a curated record
UUUUUUUUUUUUUUUUUUUUUUUUGGUGGGGGUUACAGAGUUUUACUCUGUUGCCCAGGCUGGAGUGCAGUGACACGAUCAUGGCUCACUGCCACCUCCAUCUCCCAGGCUCAAAUGGUCCUCCCACCUUAGCCUCCCAAGUAGCUGGGACCACAGGUACACACCACCAUGCCGGGCUAAUUUUUGUAUUUUUUGUAGAAAUGGGGGUUUCCCUAUGUUGCCCAGGCUAGUCUUGAACUCCUGGGCUCAAGCAAUCCUCCCAUCUUGGCCUCCUAAAAUGCUGGAAUUACAGGCAUGAGCCACUGUGCCCUGCCUAGUUACUCUCGGGCUAAGUUCACAUCCAUACACACAGGAUGUUCUUUCUGAGGCCCCCAAUGUGUCCCACAGGCACCAUGCUGUGUGUGACACUGCCCCAGAGAUGGAUGUUUAGUUUGCUUCCAACUGAUUAAUAGCAUGCAGUGGUGUGCUGGAGACAUUUGUACCUGGGCUGUUGUGUGUCAUGGGACUGUGUUUAUGAGAUGUAUUCUUAAAAGCAGUAUUCUAGCUUUUGAAUUUUAAAAUCUGAUGUUUAUGGCAAUUGUUAAAAUGAGGUUACUGUUUCCUACUGAAUACUAUCAACACCAAAAAAGAAGGAGGAGGUGGAGGAAAAAAAAGCAGCAAAGAGUAGGGCAUCCUAGCCAUAGGGCAUCUUUCUUGUUGGCAAAUAAGAACUUGGAGCCAGCCUUGGGUGGUGGCCAUUCCCCUCUGAGUCCCUGUCUGUUUUCUGGGAGCUGUACUGUGGGUCUCAGCAGGGCAGGGAGACCCCCCUGGGCAGCUUGCCUGGGACUCUGGGCAGCCUCUAUUUUCUCUGUCAGCUGUCCCUAGGCUGCUGCUGGGGGCGGUUGGGUCAUCUUUUCAACUCAGGGCUCACUGCAGAGCCAAGGUGAAAGCAAACCCACCUGCCCUAACUGGCUCCUAGGCACCUUCAAGGUCAUCUGCUGAAGACGGCAGUCUCACAGGUCAAGGCAAUCUUCCAGUAAAGACCCUCUGCUCUGUGUCCUGCCCUCUAGAAGGCACUGAGACCAGAGCCGGGACAAGGCUCAGGGGGCUGCGACUCCUAGGGACUUGCAGACUAGUGAGAGAGAAAGAACAUCGCAGUAGCCAGGCAGAACCAGGACAGGUGAGGCGCAGGCUGGCUUUCCUCUCCCGGCACGGUGUGGAGUCCUGCCCCGCCUCAGGGUUUUCCGGAGCCUGGAUCAUCAAGGAACAAGUAGACCUGGCCGCGGGGAGUGGGGAGGGAAGGGGUGUCUAUUGGGCAACAGGGCGGGGCAAAGCCCUGAAUAAAGGGGCGCAGGGCAGGCGCAGGUGGCAGAGCCUUCGUUUGCCAACGAAGCCUCCGGACUUCAAACAUGAAGCUUGUCUUCCUCGCCCUACUGUUCCUCGGGACCCUCGGACUGUGUCUGGCUGCCCGUAGGAGGAGUGUUCGAUGGUGCGCUGUAUCCAAACCCGAGGCCACAAAAUGCUCCCAAUGGCAAAGGAAUCUGAGAAGAGUGCGUGGCCCUCCUGUCAGCUGCAUAAAGAGAGCCUCCCCCACCAACUGUAUCCAGGCCAUUGCGGCAAACAGGGCCGAUGCUAUGACCCUUGAUGGUGGUUUGAUGUAUGAAGCAGGCCUGGCCCCCUACAAACUGCGACCUGUAGCAGCGGAAGUCUACGGGACCGAAGAAAAGCCACGAACCCACUAUUAUGCCGUGGCUGUGGUGAAGAAGGGCGGCCGCUUUCAGCUGAACGAACUGCAAGGUCUGAAGUCCUGCCACACAGGCCUUAACAGGACCGCUGGGUGGAUUGUCCCUAUAGGGAUGCUUCGUCCAUUCUUGAACUGGACGGGUCCACCUGAGGCCAUUGAGGCAGCUGUGGCCAGGUUCUUCUUAGCCAGCUGUGUUCCCGGUGCAGAUAAAGGACAGUUCCCCAACCUGUGUCGCCUGUGUGUGGGGACAGGGGAAAACAAAUGUGCCUUCUCCUCCCAGGAACCGUACUUCGGCUACUCUGGUGCCUUCAAGUGUCUGAGAGACGGCGCUGGAGACGUGGCUUUUAUCAGAGAGAGCACAGUGUUUGAGGACCUGUCAGACCCGGCUGAAAGGGACAAUUAUGAGCUGCUCUGCCCAGACAAUACUCGGAAGCCAGUGGACAAGUUCAAGGAGUGCCACCUGGCGCGGGUCCCUUCUCAUGCCGUUGUGGCACGAAGUGUGAACGGCAAGGAGGACGCCAUCUGGGAGCUUCUCCGCCAGGCACAGGAGAAGUUUGGAAAGGACAAGUCACCAGAGUUCCAGCUCUUUGGCUCCCCGAGAGGGCAGAAGGAUCUGCUGUUCAAGGACUCCGCCAUCGGGUUUUCGAGGGUCCCCCUGAGGAUCGAUUCUGGGCUGUACCUUGGCUCUGGCUACUUGACUGCCAUCCAGAACUUGAGGAAAAGUGAGGAGGAGGUGGCUGCCCGGCGUGCGCGAGUCGUGUGGUGUGCAGUGGGCCAGCAGGAGCUGGAAAAGUGUGACCAGUGGAGUGCCCUGAGCGAAGGCAAUGUGAACUGCUCCUUGGCCUCCACUGCGGACGACUGCAUCGCCCUGGUGCUGAAAGGAGAAGCUGAUGCCAUGAGUUUGGAUGGAGGAUAUGUGUACACUGCAGGCAAAUGUGGUUUGGUGCCUGUCCUGGCAGAGAACUACAAACCCCAACAAAGCAGUGGCCCUGAUCCUAACUGUGUGGAUAGGCCUGUGGAAGGAUAUCUUGCUGUGGCGGUGGUUAGGAAUUCAGACGCUGGCCUUACGUGGAACUCUCUGAAAGGCAAGAAGUCCUGCCACACCGCUGUGGACAGGACUGCAGGCUGGAACAUCCCCAUAGGCCUGCUCUUCAACCAGACGGGCUCCUGCAAAUUUGAUGAAUACUUCAGUCAAAGCUGUGCCCCUGGGGCUGACCCGAGAUCUAAUCUCUGUGCUCUGUGUAUUGGCAAUGAGCAGGGUGAGGAUAAGUGCGUGCCCAACAACAAUGAGAGAUACUACGGCUACACUGGGGCUUUCCGGUGCCUGGCUGAGAAUGCUGGAGACGUUGCGUUUGUGAAAGAUGUCACUGUCUUGCAGAACACUGAUGGAAAGAACACUGACGCAUGGGCUAAGGAUUUGAAGCUGAACGACUUUGAGCUGCUGUGCCUCGAUGGCACGCGGAAGCCUGUGACUGAGGCUAGGAGCUGCCAUCUCGCCAUGGCCCCGAAUCAUGCCGUGGUGUCUCGGACAGAAAAGGUGGAACGCCUGAAACAGGUGCUGUUCGACCAACAGGCUAAAUUUGGGAAAAAUGGAUCUGACUGCCCGGGCACAUUUUGCUUAUUCCAGUCUAAAACCAAAAACCUUCUGUUCAAUGACAACACUGAGUGUCUGGCCAGACUCCAUGGCAAAACAACAUAUGAAAAAUAUUUGGGACCACAGUAUGUCACAGCCAUUACUAAUCUGAAAAAGUGCUCAAGCUCCCCCCUCCUGGAAGCCUGUGCAUUCCUCCAGAAGUAAAACCCAAGAAGAUGGCCCAGCCUCCCCAAGGAAGCCUCAGCCAUUCACUGCCUCCAGCCCUUCUCCCCGGGUGUGCUGGGGCCUUGGCCUCCCUGGCUGAAGGUGGGGAUUGCCCAUCCAUCUGCUCACAAUUCCCUGCUGUCGUCUUAGCAAGAAAUAAAAUGAGAAAUAUUGUUGAUAUUCUCUCCUUA